ACUCCGGAGUGCAGCAGCGGUGGCGAUGGAGGCCUCGACGGCGGUGCAGAACUUAGUGGUCAUGCGCCAUGGCGAUCGGAUGGACGUCGCCGUGCCGAUGUGGCUCACCCAUGCCGAUCGUCCCUGGGAUCCCCCGCUCACCGACGAUGGCCUCAUCCGCGCUUGGACCACCGGUAAGCGUCUCCGCGCGAUCGGCUUCCCCAUCCACCGUGUUAUCGUCUCCCCCUUCCUCCGAUGCCUCCAGACAGCCCGUGAAGUGGUCUCCGCCCUCUGUGCCAUCGUCGAUGAUGAAACUCAACUCCUCGCCAUGGAGACCAGCGAGGGUGUCGUCAUUGACCCCUCUAAAGUCAAGGUCUCAAUAGAAUAUGGAUUAUGCGAGGCUUUGUGUGUUGAAGCAAUUAAACCUGAGUAUGCUCCUAAAGAUGGGAUUUGGUUUCCAGAUUUAUCAGACCUUGAAGCUAAACUACCCAUUGGAACAAUAGACCACUCCGUGGAUAUGGUUUAUAAAGAGUUGCCUCAAUGGAAGGAAACAUUGGCUGGUGCAAGGAGUAGAUAUUAUGCAAUUUUCAAGGAUCUAGCGAACAAGUUUCCGCAUGAAAACUUAUUACUUGUGACACAUGGUGAGGGAGUUGGGGUUUCAGUCUCUUCUUUUCUGAAAGAUGCACAGGUUUUCGAAGUGGAAUAUUGCGCGUACAGUCAUUUGCAGAGGCAGAUGUCUUUCGAUUCGUCUGAGGUCACAGAGACGGACUUUAAGGUUUUAACAGCCAGUGGCAAAACUGGUGUACAUUUUCUGGAGGCAAUAGAUUCCAAGCUCCUUGAAUAACAGAGUUGAUUUCUAGAUGUUGUCUUCUAUUUAUUUUGUUAACCUUGUAUCAUGAAAGUCUAAUUUCUGACUAUUCAUGAGCAAUCUCAUGUUUUUAUUGUUCGAAAAAACAAACAAACAAUUCUAAUUUUCAUGUGGCUUAAUUCCAUACGUUGGAUAACAUUUCAGUGUAAAAUAAAAGCCAGGG
Messenger RNA from Dioscorea cayenensis subsp. rotundata (Guinea yam), 1010 nucleotides. RefSeq lists its product as uncharacterized. NCBI's taxonomy places the organism in Eukaryota, Viridiplantae, Streptophyta, Magnoliopsida, Dioscoreales, Dioscoreaceae. The record is from RefSeq and is a predicted model, not a curated record. The transcript has 4 exons. The coding region runs from base 26 to 823 and encodes 265 amino acids.